AUGCCUCGUCUCGCUUUUCUCUCUUCUGUUCUCUUGGCUGCAACUCUGCUGGCAUCCUUCUGGUCUAAUGCUGCUGCUGCUGAUAUAAGCGCUCUCCAAGGCAGCCUCGAGAAGAGGUACAGCACUGCGCAUUCUCUGGGUGACACCUACCAGUUCGACCCUCGGGACGGCUGGCAAGCAGUCAAUGUGACCAACUUGCAGUACAAGUAUUCCAGAUCAGUUGACGACAUCAAUGCGAACGAAGAGGCUCUACCAAAGACGACCUUCCAUAAGCAUGGUAAAAGGUCAAGCAAGAAGAGAUCCACAAAAUCUACCACCAAGACAGCGUCCAAGGCGAAAACAACAUCUUCUGCAAGUAACAAGUCUGUGUCGAAGGCUGCGAAUGGAGUUCUAGGAUCGCUUCAGUCCAUUAUCAACACCAUAAAGGCAAUUGGGAGCCCUGAGCCGGUGACAAUAACUUGGUACACCGGCCAUGAUCUGCUGAACCCUAGCUGCUGGUCAAACCCUUCAUGGGCUCCAACGGAUGAGUCCUUCGCUUGCGCGUUGACUUUGGACGGCUGGACGACACGCCCCAAAUGCUUCAAGUUUUUGGAAUUGUGCACUACUUCAAAGAAAUGUGUUUUUGUGCGCGUGGUGGACUCCUGCGCUGGCUGUGCCCCUGGUUCCAAACAUGUUGACCUCACCAAAGCUGCCUUCACUCAACUUGCCGAUCUUAGUGAAGGUGUUCUAACCGUCCAGAUGCGGGAAGCGACAGAUCCAGAUGGAUGGCUGGAGAACCUCUGGGGUCCCAAAGAGCCCUGA
Messenger RNA from Postia placenta MAD-698-R-SB12, 801 nucleotides. RefSeq lists its product as hypothetical. The transcript is spliced from 5 exons. Lineage: Eukaryota; Fungi; Basidiomycota; Agaricomycetes; Polyporales; Adustoporiaceae. The record is from RefSeq and is a predicted model, not a curated record. The coding region runs from base 1 to 801 and encodes 266 amino acids.